AUGUCUAUUCGUAGCGUGCGCUCGCGACGUGAAGUCGACCCGUCUAUCGUUCUCCCUAUCCAAUAUCGCACCGUCUCCUACCAGAUCGAAGAAUCUAAGCAGAAGGAUGUCACGCAGCGGCCCGAGGCGAAAGACAAAGCCACCAAGGAUCUAUCCGAGCUCGAAUGGCACACAAUCUCAACCGACGAGGCCCUUCGCCGUCUCAGUGCAUCGAUGACAGAGGGUCUCUCAACUGAACAAGUCACUCGCAGAAUCAAAGAAUACGGUCUAAACGCUCCAUCUCCACCAGACUCACGUACCCUUCAAAAAUAUUUUGGUUAUUUCUUUAAAGGAUUUGGCCCUAUAUUGCUGGUUGGUGCUAUCCUCGUUUUCGUCUCUUGGAAACCACUCGGCCAACCGCCAGCAUUGGCAAAUCUGGCCUUGGCAAUAGUCCUACUUGCGGUAUUCUUCAUCCAAGCUGCAUUUAAUAUGUUUCAAGACUGGAGCUCAUCGCGAGUUAUGAGUUCCAUCAAGAACAUGCUUCCCGAGGACUCGAUAGUCCUCCGAAAUGGCGUCCAGGCUUCCCUCGACUCCAAGGUGCUCGUACCUGGCGAUAUCGUAUAUAUCAAGGCCGGUAAUAAAUUGCCGGCUGACAUGCGCUUCCUUCAGGUUUCCAGUGAUGCUAAAUUCGACAGAUCUAUCCUAACGGGAGAGUCUUUGCCAAUGGCAGCAACAGUGGACUCGACAGAUAAUAACUACCUUGAAACUCGGUGCAUUGGUUUGCAAGGUACUCACUGCUUCUCUGGAUCCUGCAUAGGCUUAGUUGUGGCAACUGGUGAUCGGACGGUAUUCGGGCGUAUCGCAGCUUUGACCAAUGAGCCCAAGGUAACAUUAACCACUUUAGAAAAGGAGGUCUUAUACUUCGUCACGAUCAUAUGCUCUAUCAUGCUCACUAUGAUUGCUAUAGUCCUAAUUGUCUGGGGUGCCUGGCUUCGAAAGGUUCAUCCUAAUUGGAUCAACGUCCCGAAUCUUAUCGUUGGAUGCGUUAGCGUAGCUAUCGCAUUUAUCCCCGAGGGGUUACCUAUUGCAUUGACCGCCGGUUUGACUAUCACCGCGAACUUGAUGCGGAAUCACAAAGUCCUGUGCAAGUCGUUGAAGACGGUUGAGACCCUGGGGUCUGUGUCAGUCAUCUGCUCCGACAAGACUGGGACCCUCACCGAGAAUCGAAUGACUGUCACCGAGUGCACUAUUGGAAAUCACACCAUCACGGUUGAAGGAGCUGAGGGCGAGCUAGAUGCGAGCACCACGCCGGCCGUCGCUGGCAUGAUAACAACUGGCGUAGAUCAAGUGCGCGCUAUUGCCGGGCUCUGCAAUGCAGCCGAGUUUGACGCUGCGACUAUGGAUUUACCCCUCGAGCAGCGCCGCGUCUUUGGCGACGCUACGGACCAGGCAGUGCUGCGGUUCUCUGAGCGGUUCGGCUCAGUACAGCAACUACGUCAAUCAUGGCAGAAGACAUAUGAACUAGCUUUCAACAGCAAAAAUAAGUUUAUGAUUAGGACGUUCUCUCUGCCCAGGAAGGACUUGCUAAAGGGUACCCUGUCAGAGGCCGAAGCAGGAAGCUUCCAUGUUGGCGACACACUUCUGACUAUAAAGGGGGCCCCUGAUGUUCUUAUCAGCCGGUGCUCCUCCUUCGUUAAUAAUGCGGGCGAUGUGCAUCCCCUUGAUGAUGAAACACGAGCGUCGUUCGAGGAAGUAAAAAACGCGUAUAGUAGCCAGGGAAAGCGUUGUCUUUUACUUGCCCGCAAGGUCAUUCCCCAGAGCGAACUUCAGUACCACUCCGUAACCACUCAAUUUGAAGACGAGAUUACCACGCACGCCAAAUCGGACUUGACUUUAGUCGGCCUCGUAGCUAUCGUCGAUCCUCUACGCCCAGAAAUCCGCGAAGUCGUUUCGACACUGCGGGGGGCUGGCAUAAGGGUUUUCAUGGUGACCGGGGACUUUGCUCUAACAGCCCUUGCGAUCGCUCAAGACGCUGGUAUCGUAACUAGUCCUACGCACUCUGUUCACAAUAUUUCCUCGCUCCCCAGAGAGGAGGUAGUGGAAGACGCAAAGACCCCAGGUCCCCGCUCGUCAAUUCUUAUUAGCGGACCAGAGAUGCUUGGUUUGAAUGAGCAUCAAUGGAAGGCCUUGACGGAGUACCAAGAGAUUGUCUUUGCUAGAACGACCCCAGAGCAGAAACUACGAAUCGUAAAGGAGUUCCAAAUAAACGGUGUGGUGGCUAUGACUGGAGAUGGCGUAAAUGAUGCGCCGUCUCUAAAAGCUGCAGAUGUUGGUAUUACCCUCGGAAGCGGCUCCGACAUUGCCAUCGAAGCAGCCGAUAUGGUUCUUCUUGAUUCCUUCUCGUCUAUUGUAGAAGCGGUACAAUACGGUCGAGUGGUGUUUGAUAACCUGAAAAAGGUGAUCUGUUACCUGCUACCAGCUGGAAGUUUCGCCGAGUUCUGGCCAGUAAUGACCAAUGUCAUCUUUGGAAUCCCACAGAUCCUUUCGUCCUUUCUUAUGAUCAUUAUCUGCUGCUUUACGGACUGCGCUGCUGCAACAGUACUCUCUUAUGAGAAGCCUGAAGCCGACGUCCUGCUGCGAAAACCACGCAACGUAAAGAAGGACCGUUUAGUCGGCUGGCAGCUUGUGAUCCACGCAUAUGGUGUCCUUGGCAUGAUGGAAACUAUAGCAUCCUUCGCAAUGGCCUACUGGUACCUAGAGAAGAACGGAAUCCCAUUCCGCGUGUUGUGGUUUUCCUUUGGAGAGCUUCCGGAAUGGAUCGACCAAGAUUAUUAUGCACAAAAGCUAAAUGAAGCGUCUUCAAUUUAUUUCGUUAACCUGGUCGUAAUGCAAUGGUUCAACUUACUUGCAGUGCGCACGCGACGAUGGAGUAUCUUCCAGCACCCACCUAUUUUCAAUAGGCAUACGCAAAACCUAUACCUUUUUCCAGCAAUUAUCUUCUCGUUGUCAAUGGCUAUCUUAUGGCUUUAUAUCCCUCAGCUUCAGUCGGUUUUAGGAACUUUCCCUGUGCCGGUAGAACAUUGGUUCCUGCCCUUUGCUUUUGGUCUAUUCAUCCUACUAUUCGACGAGGUGCGCAAGCUUUUCGUACGAAAAUAUCCUAAUGGACUAUUGGCUAAGAUUGCUUGGUGA
Messenger RNA from Daldinia caldariorum, 3168 nucleotides. Its product is annotated as calcium ATPase. The record is from RefSeq and is a predicted model, not a curated record. NCBI's taxonomy places the organism in Eukaryota, Fungi, Ascomycota, Sordariomycetes, Xylariales, Hypoxylaceae. Gene Ontology annotation, molecular function: P-type sodium:potassium-exchanging transporter activity; ATP binding; ATP hydrolysis activity. Gene Ontology annotation, biological process: potassium ion import across plasma membrane; intracellular potassium ion homeostasis; proton transmembrane transport. Bases 1 to 3168 code for a protein of 1055 amino acids. The transcript has 10 exons. Gene Ontology annotation, cellular component: membrane.